AUGAAGUUACCUUUUAGAUAUACAAGAGCUCAGUUAGAGAUAUUUAGGUUUUCAUUUUGUUUGUUAGUUCCUAUUGGUGUGAUGUAUUAUGUUGGUAUUGACACUGAUAGAAAGUUCAAUGUUCCAGGGUUUUGGCCUGAUCCUGAAACUACGAAUAAGAUCCCAAAGGAACCAUAUGAAGUCAAAGCUGAAUUAGCUAGGAUGAGGAAGGAGAGGUUAGAGAGGAGAUUGAAGAUCGAGAGGACGUUGAGGGAAAAGUACGGUAUUGAUGUCGAGGAAGAAAAGAGAAAAAUCAGAUUGGAAUUAGGUUUAGAUAAGGAAGCUUAA
Messenger RNA from Vanderwaltozyma polyspora DSM 70294, 327 nucleotides. RefSeq names its product Pet100p (gene PET100). The record is from RefSeq and is a predicted model, not a curated record. The transcript has a single exon. Lineage: Eukaryota; Fungi; Ascomycota; Saccharomycetes; Saccharomycetales; Saccharomycetaceae. Gene Ontology annotation, cellular component: mitochondrial inner membrane; mitochondrion. Gene Ontology annotation, biological process: mitochondrial respiratory chain complex IV assembly. Bases 1 to 327 code for a protein of 108 amino acids.